AUGUCUCAUGAGUACGAGUUCCUUGCCAACGCCAUACUUGGCCUUUCUGCCCAGCACCUCACUUUGUUCCACGGCGCAGACUACUCCAUCCAGGCACUGGAUCUGCGAGUCGCCGCCAUCAAUGGCCUUAACGAAGCUUUGUCACAACCAUGUCUGACGACCAUUGACGCCGAUGCCCGGUACGCGGCUAUUAUAGCAUUGACUUAUCAAUCUGCCUAUAUGCCAGAUGCAAUGAUGGAAUUUAUAACGAUGCUGCGAGGGUGGAUGUUUAUCCAGACAAAAGUGGUUCCAGACCUCGAAAUGUCCAUGUUCCGUAACUUUACGAGGGAGGCAUUUGUAGGCAGUAUGAAACAACAUAUCGCCUGGCAUCUGACCAACAAAAACGCGAUUUUGCUAGAUGACUGUCUUGCGUCUCUCAAAGUUGUUCGGGUGUUGUGCCAGGGAACCGCAGAGAUCAAGUACCUCUCUGCACUCGAAAGGUUGGGUCGCUUGGCCAAGCAGUCUCCCAUUGAAGCGUUCUUAGAGAUUGCGCCUUGCUACGGAUUGACAAAUAAGAUGACGGAAGAGGAGUUUAAGGCAUUCACAGAGCCAUCCAACAGCUGCGCGCGUGUUUUACUAUCCCAUUUUCUCAUGCUGAACUACGCUUUAGAGCAGCACUUUCUUAGUCCUCAGUCAAAGCACUUUGCCUUUUGCAAAGAGAUUAGUACAGCGUGGGUUAUUAGGGUAGCUGCAGAUCUGCCUUUCAAGUUUCAGCAGCACAUGAUGUGGCCGCUGGGAAUGGCGACUGGCUCAAUGAAGACGUGA
Molecule: messenger RNA, 804 nt
Organism: Trichoderma breve
Lineage: Eukaryota; Fungi; Ascomycota; Sordariomycetes; Hypocreales; Hypocreaceae
Exons: 3
Coding region: 1-804 (267 amino acids)
Source: RefSeq, a predicted model, not a curated record